AUCUGCAGUUGUGAUGAUACAUUCCAGGAACUUCUGAAGAGUUUCGGACAUAAAGGACGUCGCUUCUAGCAGCCACCGGGAAAUUUAGAAGUGAAAUAAAGGAGACAAACCAACCCAAACGUAUGAAAGAGUUAAUAUCAGACUGAGGACUAGGUUCCUCUCCAUUUCUGCAAAAAACAUCAUCACACGUUUGACACAAAAUACUGGGAAACAGAAUGCCAGCCAAGACACCCAUGUACUUAAAGACAUCCACACCAAAGCGAGGCAAGAAGCAGAAAAUACGGGACGUUCUUUCAGGAGACAUGAUAAGCCCGCCGCUUGGUGAUGUGCGUCACAGUGCCCAUGUCGGGCCUGAGGGAGAAGGGGACAUGUUUGGUGAUGUGGGAUUCUUGCAAGGCAAACUCAAUAUGCUUCCAACCCUCAAUCAAACGCCUAGCUCUCGUUCUCACAGUAUUGACAAAAGAAUGGAUGAGAUCUGCGAUGUGAAUAGCAAGAGCCACACUUACCAUCGCAGUCAUAAUUCACAACACAAUUCUCUCCUCAAAACCACCAUCUCCAUGCCAGUGUUCAUCGCUCCUGUGCAGCCUCCUCCUAAACCCCCACGACUGCAUUUAGACGAGCAGCCGUCCCCUGUCCAUAAGCAGCAGAAUCACCAUCACAGUCCCAUGCAGCAGCGCUCCAUGUCUGUGUGUGAGGAAGGGAUUGGGAAGCGCAGGGAUCCCUGUCGUGACCUCUCUCUCUCCGCCUCCAUUGCAGUCCUGCCGCACAUGGUGCCUUCCACGGGCUCCUUAUCUGAGGCUUCCUCGGAUGACUCCAUGUCGGAAGGCUGCGGUCCGCUGGAGCCAAAACGAGGCUUGAGUCUGGACUCUGAUGCAGGGCUUAGUAAUGAGGACCUGCGGAGCGAACACUGUGAAUCUCCCGCUAUCUCUCCCAGCAUAUCACGCUCGGAGUCUCUUAUGGGUUUGGACCUGGACCUGGGACCGUCCAUUUUGGAAGAUGUUCUUAGGAUCAUGGACCGUUAUAAGAGUGGUCCAUGUUAUUGGUCAUUCUAG
Messenger RNA from Carassius carassius (crucian carp), 1052 nucleotides. RefSeq lists its product as uncharacterized. NCBI's taxonomy places the organism in Eukaryota, Metazoa, Chordata, Actinopteri, Cypriniformes, Cyprinidae. The transcript has a single exon. The coding region runs from base 216 to 1052 and encodes 278 amino acids. The record is from RefSeq and is a predicted model, not a curated record.